AUGAAUAUGCAAAGUAUAAAAUGUGUGGUGGUCGGUGAUGGAGCUGUAGGAAAGACAUGCUUACUGAUAUCGUAUACCACCAAUGCGUUUCCAGGAGAAUACGUGCCCACUGUUUUCGACAAUUACUCUGCAUCCGUAUUGGUAGAUGGUAAACCGGUUUCUUUAGGGUUAUGGGAUACAGCGGGACAAGAGGACUACGAUCGGCUCCGUCCGUUGUCAUAUCCUCAAACAGAUGUUUUCUUAGUUUGUUUCUCAGUAGUAUCCCCUCCGUCGUUUGAAAAUAUACGCACAUGGAUCCCCGAGAUCAACCAUCACGCACCUGGAGUACCCAUAAUUCUAGUCGGUACCAAAUUAGAUUUACGUGAAGACCCAGUGACACUUCAACGGUUGAGAGAACGUAGAUUUUCACCUAUAACCUAUCAAAUGGGCGCUGCUUGCGCGAGAGACGUUGGUGCUGUCAAGUAUCUGGAAGCAAGUAGUAAGACCCAAAAAGGACUCAAAAAUGUGUUUGACGAAGCUAUAAGAGCGGUUCUCCAACCUACGGAAAGACCAGGUCCAGGAGGGACGAAGAAGAAGAAGAAGCAAUGUGUGAUAUUAUGA
Molecule: messenger RNA, 600 nt
Organism: Kwoniella shivajii
Lineage: Eukaryota; Fungi; Basidiomycota; Tremellomycetes; Tremellales; Cryptococcaceae
Exons: 7
Coding region: 1-600 (199 amino acids)
Biological process (GO): regulation of actin cytoskeleton organization; engulfment of apoptotic cell; small GTPase-mediated signal transduction
Cellular component (GO): cytoskeleton; cell projection; cytoplasmic vesicle
Molecular function (GO): GTP binding; GTPase activity; protein kinase binding
Source: RefSeq, a predicted model, not a curated record